AUAAUUUAAAUUACAUUUUUCACGUCGUUUUAUUGAGAAUUGAUUUUUUAUAAUGUUUUAGUGUCAAUAUUUUAAUUUUUAUAUUUCUUAGUAGUUGGUACUUAUAAAAUGUAGAAUUUAUUUGUCAACUUUGUCAUGAAUAAAUUUAUGAAAAACAAACGACAAAGUACAGUAUUAAGUGGCAUCUGUUUCAUAAUUUUCUUGAUUAUCUUUAAUAAUAAUGGAAGUUUGUAGAAUUUGUCUGAGCAAUGCUAUUGAUAAGGAUAUAACUCAGUUGAGUACUGACGAUAAUGGACAUUCAAAAAAUUAUACACAUAUAAUACUGUUUUGUUUAGACAUUCAGGUGAUACAAGAUUCAAAAAUGACCACAAAGUUAUGUUCAAAAUGCUAUAAAAAAAUUGUGUCCUUUUAUAAAUUUAAGACACUGGCAUUGAAAAAUGACACCUAUUUGAAGUCUACCACAGGCACUGAUAUAAAAAAUGAGGUAUUUGUAAGAGAUGAUAUCAAGACUGAGAUUGAAUCGGAGAGCAGUGAUGAAUUUCCUGAUUUACCUGAUGAAAAGAGUGAUGUGAAGGAUGAUUUGUUCUUGAAGGUUGAUGAUAAUAUAAAAGACAAUGAUAAUAUAUCAGAUGAUGAAUUUUUGAGUGUUAUUAAAAAAAUUAAAUAUGAACAUAUUACAGAGGAAACCAAGGAAAAUGAUCCAUUCAAAAGAAAUAAAAAGAAGUAUAAAAAGUUAAAAGGUCAGGGCAAGCUUCAAGUUUGCGAGGAAUGUGGCAAAACAGUUCGCAACCUAAAACACCAUUUACUUCAACACCAACCAGCUGCGGACCGUAAACGAAUUCCAUGUAAAUUGUGUGAUAAAACAUUUGCAUCACAUAGUGCCAGAUAUAAACAUAACAAGAUCAACCAUCUUGGUAUUAAGCAAAGAUGUAAUAUUUGUAACAAAUAUGUUGUGAACGCAAGAGCGCACCAGAUGGUCAUGCAUAACUCGAAAGAGCUGCGACACAAGUGUGUGUCGUGUGAUCGCGGGUUUAUAUCACAAUCGGCGCUCGACGUCCACAUGGUCACACACACCAAGGACCGGCCGUUCGGUUGUGGUAUGUGUGAGAAAUCGUUUCGCACUAAAAUUACUAUGUUACAACACAGGAGACAGGUGCAUGAGAAAGAGAAGUCACACUUAUGUCAAUUUUGUUCGAAGAGCUUCUUUAAGAAAUAUCACCUACAAAUACAUUUAAGAAGUCACACGAAGGAGAAACCAUAUGAAUGUCCCGAGUGCGGCAAAUGCUUCUCUUCAACUUCAAUCUUGAAAAAUCACCGACUUAUCCACACAGAUGUCAAAUUAUUCGCCUGUACACACUGCGACAUGACAUUCCUUAGAUCAGGGUACUUACGAGCCCACAUGGUGAGUCAUACCAAGGAGAAGCGAUUCCCGUGCAAGUACUGCGGAGUCAGAUUUGGCCGCUCCGAUCAUCGUAAACGGCACGAGCAUACCGCACACGAACGGCACCUGCUCAUCACCUAGCGACGCUGGCUAUUGCCAAGUAAAUCCUGGCCAUGGCCAAGUAAAACCUACUCGUUGCCAAGUAACGCUUGGUCCUCGCCAAGUAACGUCUAGUCGC
Achroia grisella is the source of this 1619-nucleotide messenger RNA. Its product is annotated as oocyte zinc finger protein XlCOF6.1-like. Gene Ontology annotation, molecular function: RNA polymerase II cis-regulatory region sequence-specific DNA binding; zinc ion binding; DNA-binding transcription factor activity, RNA polymerase II-specific. The record is from RefSeq and is a predicted model, not a curated record. The transcript is spliced from 7 exons. Bases 221 to 1522 code for a protein of 433 amino acids. NCBI's taxonomy places the organism in Eukaryota, Metazoa, Arthropoda, Insecta, Lepidoptera, Pyralidae. Gene Ontology annotation, cellular component: nucleus. Gene Ontology annotation, biological process: regulation of DNA-templated transcription.